AUUCCAGGGAGGUCGUGGAGUUUCCCUCUCUGGAGACAUUCAAACCCUGCCUGAAUGUGUUCCUGUGUCACCUGCUCGAGGUGACCCUGCCCCAUCAGAGGGGUUGGACUGGUUGAUCUCCAGAGGUCCCUUCCAAUCCUAAUGAUUCCAUGUGCUCGCCUGCGGAGAAGGGGAGACUCUGCUGGAACCAAGACAGGGAUGCCUGAGCUGGCACGGAGAAAGAGCCAUGGUUAGGCUGCCCUUUUUUAUGGGUGUUCAUGCUGCUGGAACUCCAAACCCUACACCCAGUACAUCUCUGCACACUUGACAGUGUAGUGUGUUUGCACCCUCAUCUAAUGUAUUGGUGCCUGCCAAACUCACAGCUCCUUCUGGCCAAGCUCUGCUUAGCUGCACAAGCAGACAUUUUUCAGGAAUUUUCUGUUCAGGAGGAAUCAGUGAUCUUCCGCAUUAGUUUGUCUGUUCUUCUGGACUGCCUUACCAUUUUUGGAACCAGCUCCUUACCAGGAACAUCAACGGCCCUUAGAAUGUGUUAUCAUGGUUAUGGGUAUCCCCUGAUGCUGUUCUUGGAAGAAGGAGGAGUAGUAACAGUGUGCAAAAUCAACACUCAAGAACCUGAUGAAUUGUUAGAUUUUGACUUCUGCAGUACAAAGGUUGUUAAUAAAAUUAUCCUGCAGUCAGAGGGACUACGAGAAGCAUUUGCUGAACUGGAUAUGACCAGUGAAGUUCUGCAGAUUACUAUGUCUCCAGAUAAACCCUACUUCAGGUUAUCCACUUUUGGAAAUGCUGGAAGUGCACAUCUAGACUACCCUAGGGACUCUGAUUUGGUGGAAGCAUUCCACUGUAACCAGACCCAGACAAACAGGUACAAGAUUUCUUUGCUUAAACCAUCCACAAAGGCACUGGCGUUGUCUUGUAAAGUGUCCAUUCGAACAGAUGCUCAAGGAUUUCUUUCACUGCAGUAUAUGAUUAGGAAUGAAGAUGGACAGAUCUGUUUUGUGGAAUACUAUUGUUGCCCUGAUGAGAACAUCACUGAAGCAGAACUGUAGGUGUGUGUGCUGGCAUCUGUAAUAUACUGUUGGGUAGAUGAAAUAUUAUAUAUUUUUUAAAAAACUAAAUGAAAGCUGUAAAGUUUGAUAGAGCUAAUAUUGUAUUUAUUUUUUAACUCUGGAAUAAGAAACCUGAAGACUUUAAUUUUCUUCCACUGCAAACAUUUCUUAGCCUUGACUCAAACUGAAGCUGAAGAAGCAGAAAAGGGAGUUGAUGUCCUAUAGACACUGCUUCCAGCACAGAUGCUAAAGUGCUGUUUGUGUAAUACAUUGAUGCUUUUUACAGUGUUCUCCAAGAAUUUUUGUUUGUGUUAAGUUUUUUUUGUCUUUGGCUUCUAGUAAGCAAUUACACAAGGGAAAAGCUGAAUACUAGUUGAAUAUUAGCCAGUUAACUUUCAGUGACUGAAAACCAAAUUUGUCUUGAAAGAGAACAAUAUUUGCAAACUGAUCUCUUAAUUUGCCAGCAGAUGGUUUCUUGCUGGCAAAUGCUGACAUGUUUUGUCAAUUAAGCCACUAGGCUUUGCCUCAUCUUGGUUAAUUCUUACUAUAACUCAAUUCCUUGGAAUUCUGUCUGACACCAAUUUACCAUUUUGUCUGCAAACUGUUGUUGAAUUGGUAAAUUGAUAAGAAGCCAGGAUUUACUUACUCAUUAUUCAUAACUGUUUUGGCAACAUCAUUAAUUUGGAUCAGUAGUUUGUUACACAUCUGCAAGAAUGCUGGAGCUGAGCUGUUUCUAUAUAUUCAUGUCCCUGUUCUUACACUGCUUCUCUCUACUGGUGGUGUUAAGAAUUGUAAGAGAAAAUUCCAUACUGAAAAUUAUUUAUGAAAUUUGUUUGCCUUUUCAGUAGCCUUUUUCAGCAGCAGGAGACACUCCUAAAUUGUAGCAGGGGGAUAUCUGCCUGUGCCUCAUAGAGUGGUGUAUUCAAAUCACUGCUAAAAAUGGGACUGACUUGUGCUCACUGAAAAGAGAGUAUGGUUCUUUGCAGUUUUCUGAAGUGUCCCACCUCGAACAGCAGAUGGGUUGUGUUUAGGUCAAAACUCCACUUGUCCUUUCACACCAACCAGCCUACUCAGAACAGGAAGUACCUGGGAACAGUCAGGCACUGGACUGGAUGUGGAAUCUGCAAAUCACACACUGAGACUGAACCCUCCCUGCUUCUCUGCUGUGGGAUGUGAUCAAAGAGUCAGCAAUCUGUAGGUGGUUUCUACAGCUUUAGACUGCUCAAGUUCUGUUGCCUGUCAGAUGAAGUCUUGCUUUGUUUUCUGUAAAAAACUGUGUUCAUAUGUUACCAAGUUUAUUGCUCCACAGUUCAACAGAACCCUUUGGGUUUAUUUUAAGCUUAAAAUGCUUUUGUGGAUUGUUUUUCACCUCUUGCUUAGGCCAGCAAGAGUAUACUUUUGGAAUGUACAGUUUUAACCUUUCGCUUUUGUUGUUUUGUGUGCAAAUCAAAGCAAUAAAGCUUACAAUAAAGUUG
This is a messenger RNA of Hirundo rustica (Barn swallow), 2521 nucleotides long. RefSeq names its product RAD1 checkpoint DNA exonuclease (gene RAD1). The coding region runs from base 258 to 1046 and encodes 262 amino acids. The record is from RefSeq and is a predicted model, not a curated record. Gene Ontology annotation, cellular component: nucleus; checkpoint clamp complex. Lineage: Eukaryota; Metazoa; Chordata; Aves; Passeriformes; Hirundinidae. The transcript has 5 exons. Gene Ontology annotation, molecular function: 3'-5' exonuclease activity. Gene Ontology annotation, biological process: DNA repair; DNA damage checkpoint signaling.